This is a messenger RNA of Panicum virgatum (switchgrass), 1889 nucleotides long. RefSeq lists its product as uncharacterized. The transcript is spliced from 3 exons. NCBI's taxonomy places the organism in Eukaryota, Viridiplantae, Streptophyta, Magnoliopsida, Poales, Poaceae. The record is from RefSeq and is a predicted model, not a curated record. The coding region runs from base 141 to 1712 and encodes 523 amino acids.
UAGGAAUGUACAUAUUAUAUUUUGAGCGCUGGUAUAUUGUGCUUAAUUAGUAUAUACUUUGUUUCCAUAAUUAUUUUGUUUUUGUUUCCAUAAGUUUUUUUAUUUCACAUGGCAAUUGAAUUUAUGUAUCUGCAGUGCACAUGGCAAUGAGCGAUGCCCGGUACAAGCUGCUUGGUGGUGGACAGUACCCAUCCGAGUGUGAUGAGGAUGCCCCAGUCCCUCAUGCCCUUCCAGUUCCAUUCUGUCAUUGUGAACCGGGCAAUCAGCUGGCAGAGGUGAAGCAAUCGAGGCAUCCCAAGACGGCCGAUAGAGCAUUCUACAUAUGCAAGUGGAAUGAUUCAUUGAAUCCUUGCCACUGCUUUUUCUUUCAGUGGAUCGAUGGUCCGGAUAAGUUUGAUCCUACAAUUCGGAUGUUCCCUUAUUAUCGGUCAGAGUCGUGGGCGUACAAUGAGUUUAGACGAUGGGUCCCUCCCCCACCAAAUCCACCACCUAUGACAGAGGAAGAGAAGCAAGAAACUGCUAUAUAUCGUGUGAACAAUCCUCCCAAAUGUCAUUGCGGUGUUCGUGCCAAACUUCAAAGGCCCAAUAUUGGUGUCCCUCCAAAGUUCACUCCCUUUUUUAGAUGCUCGCUAAAGACUAUAGAUGGAUGGCCGGUAUGUGACUUCAAUGAGUAUAUUUAUGGUCGUAGAUCCCAUUGGCCGACAGAAGAGGAAGUGCGAGAAUUUGAGAGUGGGAAGAAGCCAUGGCCAUGUACAACUACUCCUAGUCUUCGAUGCAAGUGUGGUAUUCUGGCCACAAAAGGCGUAGUUCCUUCUGAGCUUGGCUACAGAUAUUACUGUGGCAAUAGCUACGGAGAGUAUUGGGAGGGAAGGACAUGUGAUUGGGAGUGGUUCCAAGGCCGGUAUGAGCUAAUGUUGCAAUUGGGCAGAACAAAAGAGCCUUGGAAAUCUAGAGACACUAUAAAUAGAAAACUGAAGCUAAGGAAGGAUUACCAAGUUAUUUUGCCCCUUGAGUCAUUUCUGUCAGGGACUGUACUCCAAGACCUACGGCGUGAGUAUGGAAAGAAGGCAGCAGAAAAGGCAACUCUUGAGGAUUGCAUUGUUUAUUGGAGGAGGAACCGAAGCAAGUACCCACGGCCCCUCACAGAUAGGGAGCUUUUGGCAAAUUAUGAGAAGAAGAAGGAGGAGGAGGAGGAGUUGGAGAGGCAGAGGUUAAGGGAGGAAAGAGCAAAGAAAUGUUUUACUGUUGAUACGGAAGCUAAAUACCCAAAGGAUUCUUGGGAAGAAUAUUUUCAGAAAUUGGAGGCUAACAAGAGGAUGAAAGAAAUGGAAAAGAUGGAGGAUUUAGCUCAGGAGGCUCAGAUGGAGGCAAUGCAGGCCCUAGUUGCCGAUCUGCCACACAAGGUGCCCAACGUUGAGAAGGAUGUGUCAUCCGCGAGCACGGAGGUUUUGGGUGUUAGAGGUACUCAAAUGGAGGCAAUGAAGUCAAUUGUAGAAGACUUACCGGCCCAGGACAAAGGGAAGAGUAUUUCUGAGCAUGACCAUGUUCCUGAUGAUGGAGAUGAUGACGAGUGGUGGGCAAUGAAUGCAGCAGAAGUAGAGGUCAUAGUGUCCCAAAUUGAGGUGAGAAAGGGGAAAGCUGUAGUCAAAGAUGAUGGAGAUGAUAAUGAUGAUGGUUGGGGAGAGCUUUUGAUUGAAGGCGACUCUGAUUAGUUUGUUUUAUUUAUACUUGUAUGGACUCUAUAUAUGAUUGGACUAUGUGUGUGACGGACUUUUUUAUUGCUAGACUAUUUAUGUGCUUUACCUAUUCAUGUGGUUGUCGUUUGUGUAUGAGAUUUUAUUUGUAGUUUCGAACAUUGUAUGGUUAUGAAAUUAGGAAUUUAUUUUGUU